Penicillium waksmanii is the source of this 753-nucleotide messenger RNA. It is a transcript of the gene xgeA, whose product is annotated as putative endoglucanase. The transcript has 2 exons. Gene Ontology annotation, molecular function: cellulase activity. Gene Ontology annotation, biological process: polysaccharide catabolic process. Lineage: Eukaryota; Fungi; Ascomycota; Eurotiomycetes; Eurotiales; Aspergillaceae. Bases 1 to 753 code for a protein of 250 amino acids. The record is from RefSeq and is a predicted model, not a curated record.
AUGAAGACAUUCCUUGCUCCUCUUUCCGUCCUUUCGCUCGCUCUCGCUGGUCUGAGUAGCGCAGCCUCCCUUCCCACCAAGACCCUCGCCAAGCGCUCCGACUUCUGCGACCAGUGGGGAUCCGUCCAAACCGGCAGCUACAUUGUUUACAACAACCUCUGGGGUCAGAGCUCCGACACCUCUGGCACCCAGUGCACCGGUGUGGACUCGCUGAGCGGCUCCACCAUUGCCUGGCACACCAACUGGUCCUGGUCCGGUACUUCUAACCAGGUCAAGAGCUUCGCCAACAUUGCUCUGCAGUUCACUGCUAAGCAACUGAGCGCUGUUAGCAGCAUCAAGUCUGUCUUCAACUGGAGCUACUCCACCACCAACAUCGUCGCCGAUGUUGCCUACGAUCUUUUCCUCAGCUCCAGUGCCAACGGCUCUGAGGAGUACGAGAUCAUGAUCUGGCUCGCGGCUCUGGGUGGUGCCGGUCCCAUUUCCUCCACUGGCUCCGCCAUCGCGACUACCACCAUCAACGGUGUCAGCUGGAAGCUCUACAAGGGCCCCAACGGCAGCAUGACCGUCUACAGCUUCGUCGCUGAGUCUACUACCACCAGCUUUUCCGGUGACCUGAUGGAGUUCUUCAACUACCUCAUCAACAACCAAGGCCUGAGCAAGAGCCUGUACCUUAUUGAUGUCCAGGCCGGUACUGAGCCUUUCACUGGCACUGCUGACCUUAAGGUGUCCUCUUACUCCGCCACUGUCGCAUAA